Molecule: messenger RNA, 1371 nt
Organism: Hydractinia symbiolongicarpus
Lineage: Eukaryota; Metazoa; Cnidaria; Hydrozoa; Anthoathecata; Hydractiniidae
Product: leucine-rich repeat-containing protein 28-like
Exons: 5
Coding region: 55-1077 (340 amino acids)
Molecular function (GO): protein binding
Source: RefSeq, a predicted model, not a curated record
AAUUUACUGUUUAGUUCUAAAAAAUCGAAAGUGAAGGAGACGAAAACAAACAUAAUGGCGACCGGAGAAAAUCAUCACAACCUUAUAAAAUACCUUAAUUACGUUAACUUUUCUACCAUACCGAAUGAGGUACUAGAGGAUGAUGAAAUUAAAGUCCUCCACUUAAAAAGAAAUUUAUUUAAAACCUUGCCGAAAGACAUUUCAAAGAUGGCCAAUUUAGUAGAGCUCAAUUUGGGCUCGAAUCAAAUCUCUAGUCUUCCAAAAGAGUUUAGUAUGGUGAUGAACCUUGAGAGAUUAGACCUGCAGCAAAAUAAACUUCAUUGCGUUCCUGAUAGCAUAUUUGCUUUACCAAAACUGAAAUGUUUGAAUUUAUUUUCCAAUCAAAUUACAAGUAUUGGCAAAGAUAUAGCUUGUCUGCAAAGUUUGGAAAAACUGGUGUUAGCAAAUAAUAAACUUACAUCUUUCUCAAGAUAUUUAUGCUCAUGUAAGAAUCUAAAAGAAGUUGACUUGUCAAAUAAUAAAAUACGAAUCAUUCCUAAAGAGAUCGUUCUUUUGGCGAAACUUGAAGACUUGUUGCUUAGUUACAACAACAUUCAACUCUUAACGUUUAAUUUUAGCCGAAUGAAAAAUUUAAAGUCGAUUGAUUUAUAUCACAACGAGAUAAUAGUAUUGCCUGCUGACUUAUGCAAAGUAACAGAUAAAGAAAUAACAUUAAAGUAUGCUUGUAAAAGAGUAACUAUAGAUAAUACUGAAAUUAAACGGCUUGUUAAAGUUAAUUUUGGCGUCCAAUGCAUCUGUGCUGAUGAAGCGCCGUUGGCAUUAAAAGAGCUCUCGUGUAGGGUGAUUGGACAAUUUAACAUUCUUGAGCUUAGUAAUUUACCGAAUGAUUUAUUAUCUAUCAUAAAAUGUUGUUCGGCGACUUGCUAUGAAUGUGAGAGAGACAUUUAUUGUUCGGCGUUUUAUACAAUUCUAGAGUUGCAGGCAAAUGAGAUAUUAAUUGAAAAUGUGGAAACUAAAUUGAUUUUUCUGUUUUGUUCUCUUCGAUGUGCUCAAAUCAGCACCUUGUUAAGUUACUAAUUUCUCUCUGCCACUUCCAAUUUUUUGUUACUGUCAGUUUUUUUAGUACUUCGGAGGUUCGAGUUUAUGCGAGUUUUUAUAGGAGUUAUGUCGACUUCACUUGAACAUUUCGACUACUUUCAAUUUAUGAGUUUCUUCGAUAAGAUAGUAUGAUCAGAGAGUAUCUUUCAUAACCACCUGUACAUCAGUGAUGACAAAAUUUCAGAAUUUAAACUUUAUUAUUAUGUCAACUAGAUUUAGCGACUAGAUUUAGCAACUAUUAUUUUUGCCGAUUUUUUUGUGUCCAAUUUUUAA